Angiostrongylus costaricensis is the source of this 279-nucleotide messenger RNA. Lineage: Eukaryota; Metazoa; Nematoda; Chromadorea; Rhabditida; Metastrongylidae. The record is from the annotation of a GenBank genome assembly.
AUCCUUGUAGUUGUAAGUCUCAUUUCACGUGCAAAUGGCAGGACAGAAAUUUUUGUGCACCGGAGUGCUAUUUCGAAGUCACAAAGGAAAAGAUUUUGUCCGCCAACAUUGGGCCCAGAGGCAUCGGAUGUUACGGAACCAAAUGAUGGGAACGUGAGAUCUUCUAGGUACCAGAAAUUCGAUAUUGCCCGUGUAAGUAAGGGCCCAGAGGCAUCGGAUGUUACGGAACCAAAUGAUGGGAACGUGAGAUCUUCUAGGUACCAGAGUGUGCUCUUGUAA